AAGUCGCACCUGAGUAUAAGUCGCAGGACCAGCCAAACCAUGAAAAAAAGUGCGACUUAUAGUCCGGAAAAUACGGUAUUUAUUUUUGGAAUUUGUGUGAACUUCAAAGCCAAUGACAAAUCAGAACACAUCAAAGCCAAUGAAAAGUCAGAACACUUCAAAGUCAAUGAAAAAUCAGAACACAUCGAAGCCACAUGAUGUCAUAACUCACCUUUUGUGCACACUAUGCUUGCGAUAUUACCAUUCUAGUUUAGUUCAGCUACGACACACAGUGUUCAGUACACAUUGCAAGCAUCUAAGAAGCCAGCUUUUAACCCAGCUAAAUUUUCAGGAAGGUGAAAUACUUUGUUCAGGAUAGGAGAAAAAUGCCUAGAAAACGAUCUGACAAAUUUUCAUCCCUGAAGUCCUUGGACUCUCAAAUUUGCAGUCUCAUCGGCUUGGACGAAGAUGAGAUGUUUGAGGAGGAAAUCACACAAGUAGAGGUGAUCAAAACUAAGAAUAAGAAAAUGAAGCAGUCUGAGGAACGCUCUGAAAAAGUUAGAGAGGGCAAGGACAAACACAACACUGCUCUUGAAGAGGACUUGAAGGAGAAAAGAAGAAAAAAAUCUGCCAUAUUUCCACCCCUGAUGUCCAUGACCUCUGAAAUGAUUAAUCGCGUUGAGAUGAUUGACGAGGAAAUCAUAGAGGAAGUAGAGGUGAUCGAAAAUGAGAAUGAGAAAAUGGAGCAGUCUGAGGAACGCUCUGAAAAAGUUAGAGAGGGCAAGGAUCGCACACUGUCACCUGAGGGUCACAUGUUAUCAGAGCCUGAGGAACACAUUGUGGAGUACAGUCAGAGGUUUUCAGGCGAUGAGUACGAGGAUCGGGCCUCUGUCGACAGCAAAGAAUACGACGACUGUUUCUUUGAAGAGUAUGAAGAAGACUGUCUUUCGGAGGUUGUAGAGGAACGAAAAGACAACACUGCUCUUGAAGAGGACUUGGAGGAGGAAAGAAGAGCCAAAACUGCUCUUGAAGAGGCCUUGGAGGAGGAAAGAAGAAACAAAACUGCUCUUGAAGAGGCCUUGGAGGAGGAAAGAAGAAACAAAACUGCUCUUGAAAAGUCCCUGGGGGACGAAAGAAAAGCUAAAGUUGCUCUGAAAGAGACCCUGAAGAAGGAAGUACGGGCUAAAGCUGCUUUGGAAGAAGCUUUGGCGAAUGCAGAAAAAGCUACAGCUGAACAGAAAAAAUUUUGGGAGCAGGAGCGAAAAUUAAAAGACAGUCUCUGUGUUGAAAUGGAGUUUAUGAAGGCACAGGUGGCUGAUCUUCAGGAGUCACAGAAAGAGUUUCAGCAGCAAAAAGCAAAACUGAAGAACACCAUCACUAAAAGGACAGUGGAUCUUGAAGAGGGCAAGAAGGUGAUUGAGAAGCUAAAGAAUGACCUGGAGGAGUCCUCUAACCGACACAAGAAAGAAGCAGCACAGCGUGAGAAGGUGCUUUAUGCCAAAAUCAAGGAACUAGAGGAAUGCCUCCAUGAGAAGCAGCAGGAAAGUCAGGAGAAAGAAAAUAAAAUUCAUUCUCUCUACUCGAAUAUUCAGACUCUUCAAAGUGACAGUAAAGCCAAGGAUGACACUAUUUCCUCACUGCAGGAGACAGCUGACCAGAGGGCUUUAGACCUAAAAGAAGAGAAAACCAAAAACUGUCUACUCCAGAGGGACUAUGAGGCUGCUGUCUCCCAGCAGAAUAAGGAUGCAGGACAACUGAACCAUCUGACUCAGGAAAACCAACAACUGAUAUCUGAGAACAAAAGGCAGCAAGAUCUUCAUGACUCAUCCCUGAAAAAGAGGGAAUUUGAUCAAAAACAGGUCCAGGAAGAAAAAAAUGCUUGUACCCAACUUGAGAAUGCCCUUACAAAGGAGAAGGGUCGGAUCUUGAGAGCACAUAAAAAGAUACAGAUGCAAAAGGACGAGCUCUUUGAGAAGACACUGGCUUUAGAAAAGAGUCUGCUCACGGAAAAAUAUUUGAGGUCUACCCUCAAAAGAGAGAGGCGUCGCUAUGAGGAGGUGGUUUUACAAAAGCAGACUGGAGUCGAUCCUCUGACAAUCCUCAGCAACCAACUGAAAGAAGCAUGUACAUCCUCAGAGCAUCUGAUGUAUGACCUACAGACAUUAAAGAUGGAGAACGCAGAUAUCAGAGCUAAAUUUAACGCCACCGAAACAGACUAUGAGAGAAUAAAAGCUAAAUACCGUGCUCUCUCUGAGAGCCAUGAAGAGAUGAUGUCAAGGAAGAGUGGAACCAUCAGUAAGCUCCAGUGUGUAGUAGAUGAACUCAAAGCACGACAGUCAGAAAACAAGACAAGACAGACAGAACUUGAAGCUGCUCUAAAACAUGAAAAGACAAGAAACUCCAACGUGCAGCAGAAGGUUGAGGAAAUUUCCUCUGCUCUUGACAGAGAAAAGGCUGCAUCUGAGAAACACCGUGUCGAACUCAAGGAAGCUUUGACCAAAUUGAACGAAACCUUGGAAGAAAAGCAGCAACUUGCCGUGGAUCUCCAGAGAGCUCAGGACAACUGCUCACUGCUUCAGGAACAGCAGCUGGCGGGGUCAAACUCUCAGCUUAGACGCAUCAAUGGCACUGAGUUCAACCACCAGCAAACUGCCCUGGAUGAGAUCUCCAAGGCUCUAUACCACCUACAAAAGGAGUACACUGAACUAGAGAGAAGGCACAGUGACGUUUAUUCUAACUAUUGUGAGCUGCUUAAAAGUUACGCUGACCUCCAAAUCAGAUAUGAGAGGCUCAGCAAAGCAUAAGAAACCCAACUGGAGCGGGGCCUGGGGCCGGCUUUGGGCCUUAGUUCCUGCACCAGUUGGG
Molecule: messenger RNA, 2844 nt
Organism: Scatophagus argus
Lineage: Eukaryota; Metazoa; Chordata; Actinopteri; Scatophagidae
Product: golgin subfamily A member 6-like protein 6
Exons: 2
Coding region: 366-2783 (805 amino acids)
Source: RefSeq, a predicted model, not a curated record